AGUCUGGGCGGCGGCGGCGGGAGCGGCAGGGAAGCCGGGCGGCGGCGGGGCGGCUCCUCCUCAGGCUGGGUCGCCGGAGCGUCGGCGGAGGAUGGAGCAGCAGGAGGAGAUCCUGAGGCGCUUCAUCCAGCGCGUGAGGGCCAUGAAGGACGCCGCCGAGCGCCACGGGGAGGACAACUUCGCCGCCGACUUCAUGAGACUGAGGAGGUUGUCAACAAAAUAUAGAACAGAAAAGAUCUACCCAACCAUCACUGGGGAGAAAGAAGAAAAUGUGAAAAAGAACAGAUAUAAGGAUAUACUGCCAUUUGAUCACAGUAGAGUUAAACUGACGUUAAAAACUCCCACCCAAGAUUCUGACUACAUCAAUGCAAAUUUUAUUAAGGGAGUACAUGGACCAAAAGCGUACGUUGCAACCCAGGGACCACUAGCAAACACAGUCCUUGAUUUCUGGAGGAUGAUAUGGGAGUACAAUGUGGCAAUCAUUGUAAUGGCCUGUCGGGAAUUUGAAAUGGGAAGGAAAAAAUGUGAACGCUACUGGCCGCUGUAUGGAGAAGAAAGCAUCUCAUUUGGACCAUUCCACAUUUCUUGCGAAGCUGAACAGGUCAGAGAGGAUUACUAUAUUAGAACCCUGCUGAUCGAAUAUCAGAAUGAAUCGCGUAGAGUACAUCAGUUUCAUUAUGUAAAUUGGCCUGAUCAUGAUGUUCCUUCAUCCUUUGAUUCUAUUCUGGACAUGAUCAGUUUAAUGAGAGAAUAUCAGGAACACGAAGAGGUUCCCAUCUGUAUACACUGCAGCGCAGGAUGUGGAAGAACUGGAGCCAUCUGUGCGAUAGAUUACACAUGGAAUUUGUUGAAAGCCGGGAAAAUUCCAGAGGAAUUCAACGUGUUUAAUUUAAUACAAGAAAUGAGGACCCAAAGGCAUUCUGCGGUACAGACUAAGGAGCAGUAUGAACUGGUUCAUCGAGCCAUAGCCCAGUUAUUUGAGAAACAGUUGCAAAAAUAUGAGAGCUGUGCGGCGUGGAAAAUUGCAGAUGGCUUGAACGAAGUUAACGCCGAGAACGCCGUCGGUUCUGGAGACCUGGAGGAACAGGGUUCCCCUCCCCCGAAGCCACCUCGAACUCGCAGCUGCCUUGUUGAGGGUGACGUAAAAGAAGAAAUCCUGCAGGCCCCUGAGCCUCAUCCGGUCCCACCCAUUCUAACCCCAUCGCCUCCUUCGGCCUACCCAACCGUGACGACGGUUUGGCAAGACAGUGACCGAUACCACCCCAAGCCUGUUUUGCACAUGGUGUCUUCAGAGCACCCGACAGACCUCAACGAAAAUUAUGGUAAAUCCAGGGACUAUUCAGGGAAGCAUGAAUUCUCAGACCCCGCCGCCAAUAAAAAGCUGGAACACAACUUGAGCUUCGAAAUUAAGAAAGUGCCCCUUCAGGAACAACCACGCAGCUUCGAUGGAAACCCUCUCCUGAGUCGGGGAAAUGCACUUAAAAUUAAAACGUGCCCGCCGGACGCAGCGGAGAUGACCUUGAAACCGCAGGAGUGCGGCUCCGGCGAUGCGCCUACGGAGCCCGUGCAGAACCCUUGCAAUGAAUGCAGUCUGCAGCCAGUCACUCCCAUUGCAAUAUCCUCUCUGGAAGGACACCUGGGUCUUACUACAGAUGCUCCGCCACGGCCAGACUGUUUGCCCCUUAAUAAAGAGAAGGGCCACGCCAUGUGGUCCUUAGAAGAGACUAAAAACAAGCAGCCCUUCUUUGAGGAGGCACCUUUACCCGUUUUAUGUCACGAAGUCACAAAUCUGUCCGUAGACUCAGGCGUGCCAGGUCAAAGGGACACCCCUCCCAGGGAACCGGCAGGCCGCUGCCACGGUGGCCCGCUGCCGGUUCAGGCCCCUCUGUGUUUCACCAAUCCCCUGCACUCGGAUGACUCUGACACGGAGGACAGAAACUCUGAGGGGGGCGUGGCCCAUAGCACGUCGAAUAGCGUCUCCGUGGCCAGUGCCACGGUUUCAGCAGCGACCAAUACAGAAAACGCUGCUAGAAAAGUGUUGCCGAUGUCCAUCGCGAGGCAGGAUAAUCCGCCCCUAAUGCAUUCCGAACCUGAUAAAGAAAGAACUCUGGAAUUGCUUGUGCUUGCAAGUCCACAGGUCACAGCUUUGCCAAAAAGUCCUGCUCUUCUACAGUCGGCCGAAUGGAAUUUGUUACAAGAUCAGAACACCUCCGAACAACCAAAAUGUACAGGAAUGAACAUCACUGGGUCUUCACAGCUUGAUAACUCAGAGCUGGGAGACAAAUCUCCAAUGGAUACAAUACCUCAACCAUCUUCCACCAGUCUAACUCCUAAAGGACAGCCCUUACCAGAGAUUGCAAUUGAGACUACAGAUAUUGGGUUUGGUAGCCGCUGUGGAAAACCAAAAGGACCAAGAGACCCUCCUUCAGAAUGGACAUGAUGCAAGAACCAAUGGACACAUAUUAAAUUAUACUGGAAAAUUCAAGUGCCACUGAACAAGAUUCGUAGUAUUCCAACGCUUUAUUUUUUUUGGAACGAUCUGUGUACAUAUAGCUACAAAUGGUACACUUUUGUAUACAUCUACACAAAUAUUAAAGAUUCAAAAUGGUGGAUUCUAUAAUUCAAACUUACCUUUUUGCUGGGGCCAUCAAUCUGCCUUAUUACAUUUUUUAAAAAAGUAUUACUUAUGGUUUGUUACUUCAAGUAUUAUUGCCUUAAUGUCUUUUAAACCUGUUAAAACAUUGUUUAUAGACAUGUUAAUAUGGUGAAACUUUUGACAAAUUUGAGUUUAUGGACUUUUUUUUGCAAAUGUUUGAUUACCAUGUACAUUUUAUUUUAUGUAUGUAUAGGGCAAGCCAGGUAUAUAAUUUGAUAAAGCUGCAAUCAUAAAGUAUUAACAGAAGGUGUAAGAAAUCUCUGCAUGAACUAAAGUUGUGUACCUUGUAAAUUAUUUGCCCUAAUGUUUUAGAAAAUAGUUUUUUUUAAAGAAAAUGUUGGUGCACAUUCAGAAUUACAGAAUAGCAGAGAUAAAGAUUGUAAUACAUUUUGUAAAUUGUAAGCAAAAAGUUAUUUUUAUAUUAUAUACUGUUUCAACUGUCAGUCCUAAUUUGUCCUGGUUUUCAUCUAGUCACUGAUAUUCCAUAAGUGCCUUGAAAGACCAGAUUUUUUAGCAUGAACAAGUUACCUAUAGAGACUAGUGUUAUCAACAUAUUUGAACUGUCAGUAAAAGAGAAUAUUUUAAAAUCCUUUAAGUUAUCCUUUAUAUAUUGUAUUUCAAUUUAAAUCUUUAGAAUUUUCAAAAGGAAAACCUUGGUAAGUAUCAUCAGGAUUAAAAUCAUGACUAAUAAUGCUAGCAAAAGAGUUUUAUGUAAACAUUUGAAAGUACCAAAAUUCUUACUGCAUCACUUUUUCUCAACAAACUUUACUGGCAAAUUCCAAAAGGCCUACCAAUUUGUUUCGGUUUAUAUUGGGGAUUCUUCAAGAAACAAAUUAAUGAUUAUUCAUAUAUAUUCUAGAACAGGUAGCAUUACUGAAGGGCUUAAAUGUCCUUCCAGUUAUAAAAUAUUUUGUUCCAAGUCCCUUCCCUGCCCCUUUGAUUUGCAUGCUAAGUGGUCGCACCCUAAGAAUAGCAAUUAAAACUAGAGUACCUAGAGUAGACUCUUACCCUUAUUCAUUAUAAGCCCAUGGGAAUUUCUGAAGGCUGCUAACCCUCAAAAAAUACAAUGGUCAAGAUUUCUAAAAUUGUUACUUGGGUUAGCAAGCCACCCUUUCCCCUCACAUAGGUUGAACUACAAUGUUCAAAUUCUUUAGGAACAUGUAUAGUUCUUAUAUGAUGGCAUUUUUAUUUGACUUUUGGUCUGCUGUAGUAGUUACUAACCUGAUGAUUCAAAACCAAUUAUUUUAUUGAAAUAUCCAGCAAUGUGUAUGUAUAUAUCUCCCCCUCCCUCUCUCACACAUACACACACAAAGUUGGAAUAUUAGCCUAAACAGAAAAGGCUAUGUUGUGUAAGGAGAAAACAAGAGCAGAGUUUACAGAAUAUUACUAAGAUGAAAUACUCCUGUAUAAAUCAAUGUGUCUCUGGGGCACUUAGUCUUUUGCUGGUAGUGGAAGAUUGGGUUCUAUCAACUAUAAUUUCCACAGUGGACUCAGUGAGCAAAGGACUCUGUGAGCAAAGCAAAGCUCAGUAAGCAGAAUGGUUCUGCCACUGGAAGGACUGGCUUAAGCUACUCUACAUGAAGACAGAUACCUGAAUUUAAGUGUACUAAUACAGGGUGUGCCACAUUUUGUCGCUGAAAGCUGUAUUUCAGAAAAUCAAAAGGGUGCUUAAAACCAACUUGGGUGCAGAUGGUAUAUGCUAUGACCAAGCAAUGUGGGUUUCUUCCCUCAAAGUUCUUGUAUUGAGGCUAAUGUGCUUUUUUUUUUUUCUCCAGCAAAACCCGGUGGGAGAUCAUGAUUCCCUUUAUAGCAAUUUGCUGCUAAAUUAGUGCAGUUCCUGCUUCCAGGAAAAAAAAAGGUAUGGUGUGGGAUCUCGAUGUGUCUGUCCACCUAAGGAUGCAACUGAGGUUUCAGAAGAUCGUUAUACGAGUUUUUAAAAACAUUCAUUGCUCGCUUGCCUCGGAAAUAUAUUCUGGAAAAGCACAAUAUUGUCACAAGAGUAUAGUGCAUCUGUCAGAAUAACAUGCUAAUUUAUUUACCAUUGCCCAAAGUCCAAGUAAAGGUAAUUUAGUCUACCAUUUUUACUGAAUUUUCAAACAAGAAUUAAAAAAAAAAGUUAUUGGGAAUAUAUUUACAGCAGUGCUUUCGACCCCAUUAAUUUUGCCCAAAUAUGACUUAUGUCAUCUGUUUUCCCCAUUGUCCUAAAAUUGGAUAAAGAGAACCUAAUUAAACAGUCAAAACCCCUUUCUCCCCAUUUGCCUUGAAUGCUAAGAUAAUACAGUCUGGAAAACUACCCAGUUCUGUUUGCUAACUUUUUAUAUUGGCACUACAGCUCAGUUUGAAAAUAUCCACUAUUAUACUUAAAAAAAUAACUCUUUUUUAGAAUAUGAAGCAUACUAAAAGAUGGUAUCGUGGACAUUGUGUGUUUAGAGCAAUGUGCCUUUUCAAAAGUGUUGAUAAUAAAAAAAUCUCGAGUUUUAACAUUAAAAUUACUUCCUUAUGAAUUACCAUGAUUAGCUUUAAAUGAUUCGAUGUAAUUCUUAUUCUAUUAUUAUUCUAAUGCUGAGUUUCAAAGAUAUCCUCAAAACUUUUUUUAAACAAAAGGUUAUUUUAAACAAAACUUUUCUUUAAGCACCAUGAGUUCAAAUAGUUCCUGAAAAUGUACCAGAAAUUUAAAUUUAGUUACUACUGUUCUUACACUAUUAAAAUAACUAAAGAAUGUGAAAUUUAAUCUUGCAACAAAAAACAGGGCAUGUUUAAAAACAGGAAUAAGAGGAAAUAAACAAUCAAGAUUGUGAAGAUUAAAUAAAAUAUUGAGCAGUUGCAAUACUUGCACUAUUAUAUAAACACGACAUCACAAAGCUUAGAGUUCUUGGAAGAAUUUGUGUUGAUGGACCAUAAAGUGUAUACGUAGGAUUUCCAGUCUUUAAUACUUCCAAAUCAUUCCUUUAUAAAUGUGGUGUUUUUGCAAUCUGAAGGAAAAUGGUGGUUCAGUACUCAUUGCUUGAUACUGUUCAAUUUAUUAUGAUACAAAUCUUAGUAGAUUUCACGUAACAAUGAAAGUUUUGUAAAAUUCUAUAAAGUUUUACACAGUAAUGCAGUUAAUAAAAACUUGUAUUAUAUAAUGCCAGAUUCAUCUGACACAUUUCCAAAAAAACCAGGAAAUAUUGGAAAUGUUCAUGUAAUAUAGUCUAAUUUCCCAGGUCUCACUUUUCAGUUAAUACAUUUGUUCUGAUAGUAUUUUUUUUUUAAAAAAACCCGUUAAACUAGUUUGUCUGUUUACACAAUACAUUUCUGUCAAGGUACAACUUCAAGUUUAUAGUUUUUUGUCUUGGUCCUUGAAAAUUCAGCAUAUUUUUCACUUCAAACAUUUAAAAAAGUCUUCUAAAUCUCAACAUUAGGGCUGCUACAACGGCUUCAGCAGGUAACAUCCUACCUGAAGUCUCAAGUAUCAUUAAUUACUUGGAUAUCUCAAGGGAUCUUUAAUUGGGUCAGGACCUUAUAAAGUGGUUAACAUCUAUGGCUCUUACCCCUGGGAAGAAAAGCAAGAACAGGAAGUCAUAGAACACAGAAUAAGGAGGUUGGCAGGGACCUCAGAAAUCUUCU
Messenger RNA from Notechis scutatus (mainland tiger snake), 6262 nucleotides. It is a transcript of the gene PTPN12, whose product is annotated as protein tyrosine phosphatase non-receptor type 12. Gene Ontology annotation, biological process: protein dephosphorylation. Gene Ontology annotation, cellular component: nucleus; cytoplasm. Gene Ontology annotation, molecular function: non-membrane spanning protein tyrosine phosphatase activity. The record is from RefSeq and is a predicted model, not a curated record. Lineage: Eukaryota; Metazoa; Chordata; Lepidosauria; Squamata; Elapidae.